AUGUCGUCGCCAAGGAACACGCUCAGCCCGGCGCCCGGCGCAGCGUCGACGGCCGCCGGGCAGCCACGAUCAUUCUCGUCGUCGCUGCUGCGAGAUGAGUUGACAGCUCGGCUCGCCGAGCCCAUUCCCUCGGGACAUACUCCCACGCGAAGCGACUCGCCGGCCCCGGGCGUCAACAUGCCGGAACACGACUCCUCCUUUGCCGGCAGCCGCUCCUUCGCCCAAGGCCCAGGCGUGUCCGCCCUCGCCGCAGCCCUGUCAGAUUCGCUGGGCCAGUCGCCGCCUCGCUAUGGAACGCCCCCCGCGCGGGUCAACUCGCCUCCGCCGAGGCCACAGUCACCUGCACUACCUGGCCGAGCUGAAACGCCCACAAACUACGGCUCCUUCGACUCGAGGUCUCGCUUUGGGCCGGCAAGCGCCGCCGGGCCGUACGAAGACCCCGAGAUAAUCAAACGUCACCUGGUCCAGCCUGGCGAAUCGGAAAACUUGCCUUCUGAGGAAUCGUCGACCUUAGGCACCGCGCGAGGAAAGCAGCCAGCCGACGCCAGCUCCGGCCUCCGCCAAGAUGAGUUCUCCAGCUUGCGGCUGCAGGGAGGAGACAUCACUCGCGGCAUCUACAAAUGGACAGAGCAGGCCGAGGCCAAGGGCAAGCUUCACCGCAGCAAGAGCUUCGACCACUCGCGGCCAGAGCCAGAGACCGAUGUCUUCGACAUCAACUCGAUCAAGGUGCCCGGAGGCUUCCGAAGAAACCAUCUUCGCCGAAGCGCCAUGAGUCCCGGUCGAGAACAGCCCCGGCUCUUCACCUCGAGUUUCCUCGAGUUUCUGACCAUUUACGGCCACUUUGCGGGCGAAGAGCUCGAGGAAGACGACGAGGCGCUUGGCCCCAACGAGGAAUUCUGGUCGGGCAAUUACCCUCACGGCGAGGGCAGCGAAGACGAGAGGGAAGCCAUGGAAGACAGCGCGCUGCUUUCGUCGUCGAAAAGGAUGCGCAAGCGCAAGCCUCGCGGGGGCAGCGGCAAAAACAGUCCACUCAACGCAGCCCUGCUGCUGCUCAAGUCGUUUGUGGGCACCGGCGUCUUGUUCUUGCCUCGCGCAUACCUCAGCGGCGGCAUGUUGCUCAGUAACGUCGUGUUGCUCUGCCUUGCCGGCCUGAGCUACUACAGCUUUGUGCUCCUGGUCUCGAGCCGGAUGAAGGUGGACGGUUCCUUUGGUGACAUGGGCGGCAUCCUUUACGGCAAGUGGAUGCGGACUCUCAUCCUUGGCUCCAUUGUCAUCAGCCAAAUCGGCUUCACGGCCGCCUAUACCGUCUUCACCGCGCAGAACCUGCAGGCCUUUAUCCACGCCGUGUCUGACUGCAAGUCUUCGAUCAGCAUCCCCCUGUUGAUUCUCAUGCAAAUGGUCAUCUUCCUGCCCUUUUCCCUGCUACGAGACAUUGGCAAGCUCGGCUUCACAGCGCUCAUCGCAGACGCCUUCAUCUUGAUUGGGCUGGCGUAUCUUUUCUACUACGACGUCCUGACGCUCCAUGCCAACGGACUUGCGGAUAUCAUCAUGUUCAACUCCAAGGACUGGACCCUCUUCAUCGGCACCGCAAUCUUCACGUUUGAAGGCAUCGGCCUCGUCCUGCCGAUCCAAGAAUCGAUGAAGCACCCGCAAAAGUUUCCGCGCGUCCUGUUCCUCGUCAUGAUUAUCAUCACCGUCGUCUUCAUUACCAUGGGAGCCAUCUCGUACGCCGCGUACGGAUCCAAGACAGAGACGGUCGUCCUACUGAACCUGCCCCAAGACGACAAGCUGGUCAACGGCGUGCAGCUUCUCUACUCGGUGGCCAUCCUGCUCUCAACGCCGUUGCAAAUCUUCCCAGCCGUCCGAAUCGCAGAGACGGAGCUCUUCACGCGAAGCGGCAAGUACAACCCCUACAUCAAGUGGCAGAAGAAUGUCUUUCGGUUCUUUAUGGUGAUGCUCUGCGCGGCCAUUGCGUGGGGCGGUGCGGACAACCUCGACAAGUUUGUCGCGCUGGUUGGCAACUUUGCGUGCAUCCCGCUGGUCUACAUCUAUCCGCCCCUGCUGCACUACAAGGCCGUGGCGCGAAACAGGGCCUGGAAGAUUGCCGACGUCGCGCUCUGCAUUUUCGGGUUCUUCGCCAUGGCGUACGCCACAAGCCUCACCAUCAUGAGCUGGGCCAACGCGGGAGCCAAGCCCCCCGGCUACUGCGAGAGGAGAUUGCCAUGA
Hirsutella rhossiliensis is the source of this 2226-nucleotide messenger RNA. Its product is annotated as transmembrane amino acid transporter protein. The transcript has 3 exons. The coding region runs from base 1 to 2226 and encodes 741 amino acids. Gene Ontology annotation, biological process: amino acid transmembrane transport. NCBI's taxonomy places the organism in Eukaryota, Fungi, Ascomycota, Sordariomycetes, Hypocreales, Ophiocordycipitaceae. Gene Ontology annotation, molecular function: amino acid transmembrane transporter activity. The record is from RefSeq and is a predicted model, not a curated record.